Messenger RNA from Jaculus jaculus (lesser Egyptian jerboa), 2210 nucleotides. It is a transcript of the gene Airim, whose product is annotated as chromosome 5 C1orf109 homolog. The transcript is spliced from 6 exons. The record is from RefSeq and is a predicted model, not a curated record. Bases 249 to 902 code for a protein of 217 amino acids. NCBI's taxonomy places the organism in Eukaryota, Metazoa, Chordata, Mammalia, Rodentia, Dipodidae. Gene Ontology annotation, cellular component: cytoplasm; nucleus.
AGCGUUCCUGCGAUCUGCAAGAAAAAAAAAAAAGAUUCCGGUUCAAGAGGAGACCGGGUCUUCGCCUCGGGAGUCCACGAGAGUGUCCUGGAGGAGGAGGGAGGAGGGUCUCCUUCGACCGACAGCCGGGUGCUUAGGGGUCUCACAGUACAGCAGCCUGACCUGGAACUCACUCAGUAGCAUGGAACUCUUUGACAAUGCCCCUGCUUUUAGCUGGGGAAAUAAAGUGCUGAGAUUAAAGGCAGAAGAUGGCUCAAAAUCAACCUUUGCUGGCAGUGCAGGAGGCCCUGAAGAAGUGCUUCCCUGUGGUGGGGGAACAGCAGGGCCUGUGGCAGAGCACUCUGCAUGACUGCUUGCCCCUGCUAGCCUCCCUCAGCAACCUGGCGGAGCAGCUGCAGGCCUCGCAGAAUCUGCGGUUCGAGGAGGUACCUGCCCUUCGGUCCUUCCCAGACUUACAGGAGCGGCUCAAGCGCAAGCAGCUGGAGGCUGGUGACACGGUCCUUGACAAGCUAGCGGAGAAGUUGGCCUCCCUUCUCAAGGUGCGCGACGCCGUCAGCAACCACGUGGAGCGCGUGUUUCACACUUACGAGCAACACGCAGCCAUGCUCAGUAUGGAUGCUGUCCUGCAGCCCUCAGUUUUGAGCCCCUCAGUGGCUGACAUGUUGGAGUGGCUACAGGACAUUGAGAGACAUUAUCGAAGUUCGUACCUGAAGAGAAAGUAUCUCCUCUCCUCAGUCCACUGGGGAGACCUGGAAGGCAUCCAAGCAUUGCCCAAGGCCUGGGACCAGAUCUCUGAAGAUGAGCACCAAGACCUUGUGCAAGAUAUCCUAUUGCACGUUUCCUUCUUCCUGGAGGAGCAGGGGAGCAGCAUGUUAUCUGGAGACCUGGAGCUCCACAGUUGAGGACUCACAUUACCACGCUCUGGUGCUUCUAUGUAAACAUCGGCAUUGAAGCGGACAUGUUCUAGAAGUAUUGUCCAGAACCUCAGAACUUGGUCUUAGGAGGGCUGGGGAUAGAUAUGUCUGGGACUUCUCCACGCCAGGUAAUGGCUAAAAGUACAGGGGCUCAGGGACUGGAUGGAGGGAGAGAGAACUACCUGAGGCUCGGGGAAGGGGACAGAGGCAGAGACCUCAGUGUCUGUGUCUGUGGUAGGUAAGAUUUGGAGUGGCAGGGAAGGAGAGGUCGGGUGGACAAGAGGCUGCCUCUGCAUUUUCUCAUGUGCUGUGUUUGAUUAGCACCAGGUCCUAGCUCUCCUAGCUGUAUGUAAAUCCCUGAUUUCUUAAGACAUAAAGAAAUGAAUGGAUCUGGUAGCAGGGUUAAUGGUGGUGGGCAUUUGACAUGCACGAGACCCUGAGUUCAACUUCCAGAACUCAAAAGGGAUGCAAGGCCAGGACACAGUAGCACAUGCCCUUAAUCCCAGCACUCAGGAGUCAGAGACAGGUAGAAUCACUGUGAAUUCUAGGUCAGCCUGGAUUAGAGCAAGACACUGCCUUGAAAACACCAAAAAGCAAAAAUAGAAGAGGGAUGGAAGGAGGGAGGAAGGAAGGAAAGAAAUGGGCAAGAAGGGAAAGGAGAAAGGAAGCUGGUGUGUUUCCAGAGCCCACCACCAGAGGGGGGUGGUGCAGCAGGAGCUGUCCUGAUGCUUUGUCCUUGAAAGUGGUCCCUUGUUGCUGUCAAGAUCUGAGGUGAAGUAACUGGAAAUAGUGAGGGCAGGGAUGGGGGGGACAUUAUAUGUGCCACAUCUUUCUGAGAUGGAAUCCAGCUAAGAGCAGGUUUCGGGCCCCAUGACUAUCUAUGAAUGGCCACAUGCUGUCAAAGCUUCCCAGCUCCCUCCUCCCUAGGCUUUGAGAAAUUCAGGUCAUUCAUGUAAAGAGGUUUAUCACAGACUAUGGGUAUUUUGCAAAAUAAAGUAGUUUUGUUCUCAUUGCAUUUUUUUUUUUCCAGAGGUAGGGUCUGACUCUAGCCCAGGCUGACCUGGAAUUCACUAUGGAGCCCCAGGGUGGUCUGGAACUCACUGCGAUCCUCCUACCUCUGUCUCCCAAGUGCUGGGAUGAAAGGCAUGCUCCACCAUGCCCAGCUUGCAUUUUUUUUUUUUUUUAAUUAAAGGAGAACUAUAGAAAAAGCUCUGGGAGGAGGGUACUUAAUAGGUUGAUAUUGUAUAUAUGUAAGUACAAUGAUUGAGAUGGGGAGGUAAUAUGAUGGAGAAUGGA